GCAAACCCUUCGUGUUUGUUGAGCUUUUGGGGGAGAGGGUUUAUAUUUCCUCGGAAUGGGGUGAGAGCUUCUAAAAUAAGCUCGAAACGGUUCUUUGUGAAAUCAGUGCCAACGCCAGAAAUACUCAUUUAUAAAACUUGAACAGUACUGGUUUGUUCCUUCACACCAUGACUAGUUCUGGCCAAGGCGGCGUCAAAGUACGCUACGACAAAGAAGUCUCGGCCAUCACCCACAACUUGAAGGAGCAGCGAGUCCUGGAGAAGUCCAUGCAGACCCUCCGGAUGGAGCAGACUUACUCGCUCAAACUGCUGGAGCUUGACCACAGGGUCAUCAAGGCUCGUCACAAGAAGCUAAAGGAGAAAGUGUCGCUGAUCAAGUCCCACCUCCCUCCUGAGGACAUCAACAAGUUCCGUGAGCUGGACUCACAAGGGAGAAUGAAGCCUCUCAUCGGCAGCAUGUCCUUAUCGAGUGCAAUCAAAAUCGCGGCAGCCUCCCGUCGUCUGAAUCUCAACAGUGGGCGUGUCUCUACGAGCAGACGAGAAAUGACGCAAAGUACUUUGCCACUGCCUACGAUAACGGUUCAAGACGAAAGCAGUCCUCGGCUACUGAAAAGCACAUCAACGGUCUCCAACAACACUAAACCACCGGCACGCCCAAUUCUCCGACGAAGCAAUUCCGUUACUGGAGUCUUCAUUGACGCUCCCACCAAAUCUACUCAACAAACGCGACCAGAGUCCGCCUUCGUGGCAACCACCACUGACCUGGGUUCUUCAAACAACAACAACGAUGGGGGCAGGCAGAGGAGGCAAGGGAUCCAAGAAAAUGUGGAAUUUUCUGCAGUAGCUGAAGCAAACAGGCCUUUGCAGGAUAACAACGAACCUAAAAGUAUUGCAAAGGAUAAUUUGUCCCCACGAGGCAGUUUAGUUGAGAAACAGCAAGACACUUCGUCGACUCGGCUGGGCUCCGCGCGUCCAAGAAGUCACUCUUUAUUCUCCAGCCACACUGCAGCGGAAAGAGAAGCCCGCGAUGAGAGCUUGAGUCCAGGUCGAGAUAAUAAUACCAGGAGGAUGUCUCACAUUUCAGUCAACUCCAUAGACAGUAACUUGGGCGAGAACCCAGCAGAAGAGCGGCGCCGGGAACUGUUGGAAGAGGAAGGCGUCCGGGCGGAGAUCCUGGCAAAGCGGACCAAGCUGUUCCUGCAGGAAGUGGAUGAGUACUUGGAGCAGCACCCUCCCCUCCAGCCCUCGCACUUCGCCUUUGAGCAGAUCCCAGCUGUGCCCGGCGGCAGCGACUCUCUCCAAAGACCAGGCACGGCGGACGAAGACGAAGGCACUGGCAUUGGCAGUCACCGAUUGAGAUUUUACCGGCGUCUCAAUAGGCCAGGCGAUUUUGAUGGCAGCCCAACGGCUAUGCCGGAGGAUAAAUACCGGCAGAAGCUUCUGUCUCUGUGGAAGGAUAUGAAUAAGUGUAGGUAUCUGAGGCUGCCGGAUGAUAAGCUGGACUUGUCUGGGAUCAACACGCUGGUCAAGGAUCAGCUUAAGUUGUUCCAGACUCUGAAGAACCAGGAGAUUUAAUACGGAACAUUCGUCAGGUGUGUGUGUGUGUGUGUGUGUGUGUGUGUGUGUGUGUGUGUGUGUGUGUGUGUGAGAGAGAGUGUGUGCGUGUGUAUAUACACUCGAAAUUGUGCAAGACAACCGACCAUUUGUCGUGGAGAACGUCUUGGACAGUGUCACUGUGAAUUUUUAAAACGCAAGGGCUGGGGGGUCGUUUGUACAGGUGAUUCUUUCAGACAAGUGACCGUCACUUGUCAUUAUAUUAUUGUACGAGGUACAGACAGGGACAUAACUGUCCUAAUGCAAGUGUGUCGUUGUGGAAAGCAGUAUUUCUCCGACUUGUGUUCACAGUUGCAUUCUGAAAAGCUUGCAUGUGUUAUGAACAUAAUAAAAGUUUGUCUAUUAUUUCCUAAAUAUUUGUGCCUGAGGGGAGUUUCUGUCUAGAAGUACACCAGACCCAUGCCCAAAUAUCCUACCGAGGCUCUCGUAGUCUAAAGGCACAGUGUUCACCUCUCAUUCAAUAGGUCCCGGGUU
This is a messenger RNA of Aplysia californica (California sea hare), 2087 nucleotides long. RefSeq lists its product as uncharacterized. NCBI's taxonomy places the organism in Eukaryota, Metazoa, Mollusca, Gastropoda, Aplysiida, Aplysiidae. The record is from RefSeq and is a predicted model, not a curated record.